CAGAUCAGAUUGACGGCGGCGCCACUUCCUGAGUUUAGGGAAGGGCCUUGGUCUCGUGGCCGCGCCGCGCGAACGCGCAUCAAAUUAGCAUCGAUGAAGUUUGUGCGAACAUGGCGGAUUUCCUGCCGACCAGGUCCGUGCUAAAAGUUUGCCUGCCCGUCUGCCUGCUCAACAGCGGCGAGGUGGAGCAGCUGCGCAAGUCCAAGGAGAUCGACCGAUGCCUCUCGCGGGAGAAGCCGUACGUGAAGCGGCUCGUGAAGAUCCUGCUGCUCGGCGCGGGCGAGAGCGGCAAGUCGACUUUCCUCAAGCAAAUGCGGAUCAUCCACGGCCAGGACUUCGACCAGCAAGCCCGCGAGGAGUUCCGAGGCACGAUCUACAGCAACGUUAUCAAAGGUAUUCGUGUGCUGGUGGACGCGCGGGAGAAGCUGCACAUCCCGUGGGGCGACCCGGACAACCAGCGGCACGGCGACAGCCUCAUGGCGUUCGACACCCGCUCGGCGAAGAUGGCCAGCGGGCAGCUGGAGACGUCCAUCUUCUUGCGGUACCUGUCGGCCAUCGCAGCUCUGUGGGCGGACUCGGGCAUUCAGAAUGCCUACGAUCGCCGUAGGGAGUUUCAGCUGGGUGAGUCUGUGAAGUAUUUCUUGGAUAAUCUGGAUAAGCUCGGCGAUCAGAACUACCUUCCCAGUCAGCCGGACAUCCUGCUGGCCCGCAAACCCACCAAAGGCGUCCACGAGUACGACUUUAAGAUCAAGGACGUUCCCUUCAAGAUGGUGGACGUGGGAGGGCAGCGGUCCGAGCGGAGGCGCUGGUUCGAGUGUUUCGACUGCGUCACCUCCAUCCUCUUCCUCGUCUCCUCCUCUGAAUACGAUCAGGUGCUGAUGGAGGACCGGCAGACCAACCGGCUGCGCGAGUCGCUCAACAUCUUCGAGACCAUCGUCAACAACCGCGUCUUCAUCAACGUGUCGAUCAUCCUGUUCCUCAACAAGACGGAUCUGCUGGAGGAGAAGGUGAAGAGCGUUCCGCUCAAGGACUACUUUGCCGACUACACCGGGCCGGAGCACAGCCUGCCCGACGUGCAGGCCUUCAUGGUGGAGUGCUUCCGCGACAAGAGGCGCGACGCCACCCAGAAGCCCCUGUACCACCACUUCACCACGGCCAUCAACACGGAGAACAUCAGACUGGUGUUCCGAGACGUCAAGGACACCAUCCUCCACGACAACCUCAAAAAGCUCAUGCUCCAAUGACCCCCCCCCCCCCCACUCCCGUCAACCUGUGAAAGUAGAGGAACCGGAACGGGGACACGCCUACCCCCCAUUGCUCCUGAAGAGGACUCGUGAAGAGUCCAGCCUCAGAAGAAUCCAGUAGAUGUCAGCGUUUCUUCUUCAGCCGUUUUUAAUAUUAGUUUUUACACUCCUCUCAAGAAGAGUUGGCCUUCUUCGGGGUUUGGUAGGGGACCGAGUCAGUAGGGCGAGAACGUCUGAGGUUUUAACAGGGGGAAAAAAAGAAGAAAAAAAAGACAAGCAGACAGUUUGGAUGUUGGGUGACAUCCCAUCUCUGCUGCUUCCGUCUUGAGACCAUCUCCUCUCGCCGGAGCUCCGCCUCCACAGUGCCAGUGCCUGGCUGUGGAAACCAGCUAACCGUUUUCUUUUUUUUCUUCUUUUUUUUGUUACAAACCGGGCAUUGUGGUGUCUGAACCAGACGUACAACUUGCUAAGAAGACCAACACAGGAAAUAACCACAAUAAGUAUGUUGUUGUUGGUACAACAUUGCGAGUUAAGACGGUUCUUGAAAAAACGAAACAAAGAUUUUCUGCGCCAGAGUUGAUUUGCCGGUCUUUUUUUGUCCAAGCACUGAAUUCAUCUUGUCUGAAAUCACUCCCAUUAUUUCAGUUGCACUCUCCAGUGCUGCUUUGUGAACAUUGUUUCUAGGCCUAUGUAGUUCGUAGAGGGUUGAUGAUGAUGAUGAUCUGGAGACUGCACAAUUCUCCUUUUUUUUCCCUUUUUUUUUUCCUUCUCCCUCAUUCCUCCAACCUCCCGUCGCCACUCUUCUGUUUUUCUUGCUGGCACAGAGCAAGACUCACCAGGACAAGGACCAGUUCGUUCGUCGAUGGGCGGAAAGGAGUUGAGAACUGUUUAAGGAUUUGAUGUGGGAACUUGGCACCUUGUCCGUGGAAAAACUGACCUACAGAAAAGACUGAACCUACAACGCCUCUCCACAUGAUGUCUUAUAGGUAAAAAUCAUUUGAAAUCCUGCAUUUUGUGCCCACUGAAAGAGUCACUCUUAAGCUUCAUUUAAACUAAUUAAAGAUGCAAGUUGUCCUUUUUUCUCCUUUUUUUUGGGGGGGGUUGUUGAAACAACAGGCAGGUGAAGUCAGUGAACAUGGAGUCCGCUGUUUUUCUCAGGGUUGAAUCAAAAAAAACGGCAUUAAAGCUGACGUCAUUGUUGGCAAACUAACUGAAUAAUGUAAUCUCUAUCUGGGCGGUGGAGCGGUGAAACUCAGCUGGGUGGUGUUUGGUACCGUCUCCUCCCGGCUUUUGACCCGCGAUCGUCUGCCCAGAAUCCUCUGUCUCUCUUUUGUUUUCAUCUCUGACUGGAUGCCACUUAAAGGGACAGACCCCACCACCCCACCCCCACUGUUUGCCUGAAUGAUGAAUGUCUGUUAAUAGAUGCACAGAUUUGCUCGCGACUGUCUGAAUAUACUGUAACCAAUAUCGCCGUGGUGAGAUGUGAAACCGGUCGUGAGAAUUUCUUGUGUUAGCACUGAGUCGUGACUCAAAGGCGUCCCUGAAAAAGAAACUUGUGCCGUUUGGGACUUCCCUUUAAAAAUACAUUUGAAACUGUCAAGGGGGGAGAGAAAAACACAGACACAUAAAAAAGGCGACUGGAGCUGAAUACUUUUGUCAGCGGCUGUAUUCUGUCGGGGGCCAAUCUUUGUUAGAGGACAACUUCCAGUCUCUGUUAAAAUCUGUUUCCCUGCCAAAUCAAACCCCCCCCCCCCAUGCCUUUUUGACUCUGUUCACAUCGACAGACUGUAGUUUUUGUUUUGUUUUUCCUCCAAAACAUAAAGCUCCUGUGAGCUUCACUUAGCUUCCUGGCCAUGUACAUACUGUAAUCUGUUGCCAUGUAAAUAAUAUUCAGGUUUAUCUCCAUAUGUAAAUGGUUGUAGAAAUUUGGCAUCCCCCCCUCAUUCUUAACGUGUUUCGAAUCACUGCUUUUCCAAUGAAGAUGACUUUUUCAUGUAGAUGUAUUUUUAUGUUAACUUUUACAUCGCCUUUUUUUGAAAUUCAUUCCUGUGUCAAGUCUCAUACCACUCUAACCCUCUCAAUAAAUACACUUUUCUAAUGAA
Molecule: messenger RNA, 3346 nt
Organism: Scophthalmus maximus (turbot)
Lineage: Eukaryota; Metazoa; Chordata; Actinopteri; Pleuronectiformes; Scophthalmidae
Product: guanine nucleotide-binding protein subunit alpha-13
Exons: 5
Coding region: 111-1244 (377 amino acids)
Biological process (GO): Rho protein signal transduction; adenylate cyclase-activating G protein-coupled receptor signaling pathway
Cellular component (GO): brush border membrane; heterotrimeric G-protein complex
Molecular function (GO): G-protein beta/gamma-subunit complex binding; GTPase activity; guanyl nucleotide binding
Source: RefSeq, a predicted model, not a curated record